Cryptococcus wingfieldii CBS 7118 is the source of this 2988-nucleotide messenger RNA. Its product is annotated as HAL protein kinase. Gene Ontology annotation, biological process: protein phosphorylation; intracellular signal transduction. Gene Ontology annotation, molecular function: ATP binding; protein serine/threonine kinase activity. The transcript is spliced from 3 exons. The record is from RefSeq and is a predicted model, not a curated record. The coding region runs from base 1 to 2988 and encodes 995 amino acids. NCBI's taxonomy places the organism in Eukaryota, Fungi, Basidiomycota, Tremellomycetes, Tremellales, Cryptococcaceae.
AUGCUGUCUUCAGCCCCCGCCGUCCCCCUCCACUCUAUCAACUUUGCCGACCCCAACCAGAGGCGUCUCUCGCUCAUGACCCACGCGGGCCGCGAGAUAUUCACCGCCCACGACGGUCUUCCCUCCCCCGGCAAUCUCACUCCCGUACAGGACGGAACCCCCAAUGGCUCCGAGUAUGCCGUCGGCAGCUCUGACGGCGGCUCUGCGCCCAUCAGUAGGAGAGACAGCGAGAUGGUCUUGCAGGAGAGCUCGUCGGAGGACUCUGCUUAUUCAGCGAGGGCGAGCCAGAAUGGGAAUGGAGUGGCAGACAGCCAGACGACGCUAAACACGAUGGGAGGGGCAGACAGGCAUGUGCAGGGGAGAGAGUCUGAGGGGGAUGCGGAGACUGGGCUGCGCAAGGUGCCGAGUCGAGGAGGUAUCUGGCAUGAAGAUCCCAAAUGGUCUUCAAAGGGAAGUGCUCAGCCAGUGCAUACCGACGCUCCUAGAGCAGUCAGGCCUAUCGACGGUGAACAGUUCUACGCAGCCCACCACAAGACCCACGUCCCUUCGAACCUCGCCUUCACCACCGCCAACGCUCCCACCCCCGAAUCAAACACUCCUCCUGUCCAAGAGCAGCAGCACGCCCAAAGCGCCACUUCCUCCCCCCAACCGGCGCAACACGUCAAGCAGUACGCUCAAACAGCGCCGUCUUCCCCUCACCAGUCGCCCACGACGACUCGGCUGCCGAAACACCAUGCUGGGCCGUUGCACGACUUGCGCCGAUUCUUGAACCACCACAUUGGCUCGGACAAGCACAAGCACGAGCACCACCCUGCUGUGCGGGAGCACCUCGCCGAUACGCCUUCUGCCUCUGGUCCAAACUCGCCCACGCCUGGGACGGGGGUGGCUACGGGGGCAGCGACGCCUGCGAUGCAGAGACGCGGCAGCGGUUUCGGCGGUAUGGCGCACGGCCAAGCCGGCAGCAUGACAGCCGUCAACGCGACCCCCUCUUCCACCGGCGGGACCGGCCAUGCCGACAAGGACCACGGUGCGCACACCACCCACCUCAUGGGCUUUAUGCGCCACCACCACCGGGAUAAUGAGGGUGAAAAGUCGCAUUCCUCUCUGGCGAGCUUUUUCGGGCAUAAUGAGAAGAAGGAGAAGAAGAAGCGGGAGAAGGAGGCGGCGAGUCAGGCGGGGAGCACGGUGCCGAGUAGGCAAGUGACGAGGGAGGCGACGCCGGGAGGGUCCCCGAACUUGACGCCGUCGCAUACGCCUGGAUGGGCGACGCCGAAGAAUGCGGCAGAGUUCCCUGGUGUACCUUACCCCGUCCUUGCGCUCACACACCCCUCGCUGCAAGAAGCUUCCCACGCGCACUUGUCGAAAAAGUAUGGCAAGUGGGGUAAGGUGCUUGGGAGUGGUGCGGGUGGUACGGUCAGGUUGAUCAAGGGGAAUACGAAGAAUGGGAAUACGGUGUAUGCUGUCAAGGAGUUUAGGCCGAGGAGGCAGGGAGAGUCGGAGAAGGAGUAUCAGAGAAAGGUGACGGCAGAGUUUUGCGUGGGUGUGACGUUGAGGCAUAUCAAUGUCAUUGAGACGGUGGAUAUCGUCAACGACCACGGGCAUUUCUACGAGAUUAUGGAAUACGCCCCGUACGACCUCUUCUCCGUCGUCAUGUCUGGCAAAAUGUCGCGUCCCGAGAUCUACUGCGUCUUCCGCCAAAUCGUCGACGGUGUCAACUAUCUCCACUCUAUGGGCCUCGCCCACCGAGACCUGAAGCUCGACAACUGCGUCAUGACCACCGAAAACACUGUCAAGCUCAUCGACUUUGGUACUGCCACCGUCUUCCACUACCCCGGCAAGCAUCAGAUCCCAGCUACCGGCGUCGUCGGGUCCGACCCUUACCUUGCGCCCGAGGUGCUUUCCAAGGACCACUACGACCCCCGGCUGACGGAUGUGUGGAGCGUGGCCAUCAUCUUUAUGUGUAUGGUGCUCAGGCGGUUCCCGUGGAAGAUCCCAGACUACAAGACGGAUAUGUCUUACAAGCUGUAUGUCAAUACGCACCCCGAGCUGGCUACCAAGCCGCCCAUCCCGACGCCGGCGCCGAGUCUGGUCAACGGCAAGGAUGGCAAGCAUGGUGGUCCCCACGGGCUCUUGCCGGACGGGUCCAGCCAGAUCCCCUUCCAGCGAUCCGAGUCGAAUGUGAGCUCCAACACGGCUGUGGAUACCACCAAAGCAGGCUCGCCUGAAGAGUGUUCUUCGUCUGAUGACGAUGGGCCUCAUGGGCGUUUGGCACAUUUGAAUAUUCACGCCGGGGACGGGAGACAAGAUCCGAGUGAUCUCAAUUUCCCGAGGAGGAGCGAUUCGGUCGUUUCUGUGCCUGCUUCGAGGUAUGCGACCAAGGGCGGCUUGACGCCUGCUGCCAAAAACCCCAAGAGGCAGGGCACACUACCUCCCCAGGCUCGUGUGCGUCAGACGGAAGGUACGGGCCGUCAUCGCGCAGUGUCGACGCCUUCUCAGCCGCCGACCCCUGGUGCCGACCACCGAGUCAACCCCAUGACCAGCGCUACCGGCCACCUCGCCCUCGAACAGAGCUCUGCUGCGAGGGCAGACUCACAAGCAAGGAGGGAGCGCGCUGCGUCGAUCUCGUCGACUCGUACAUUCCAAUCGGGCGGUGCCGAGUCCAUCUUCCGUCUCCUCCCUCGCGAAUCCCGAAGCGCCGUCAUGCGCAUGCUCGCGGUGGAGCCUUCGAUCCGAUGUACGCUCUCCGACUUGCUUGUGGGCAGGGGGAAGGAUGAGAUGAUGUGUCCUUGUGGGUCGGAGGAUUGCUCGGGGAGCGUCAGUGUGCCGCCAGAGGAGAUUACGGGUCUGACGGCGCAAGAGAUGGAUGAUGGGGAUGAGUGGGUGAAGGGGAUUGAUUGUUGUAGCCACCAUCCCGGGAGACCGGGGAACCACCAGCAUAUCAAGGUGGUAGGAGGAGAGGAGAAGCCAAAGAAGAAGCUGUUCCAUUAA